AUGCGGCUGUGGAAUUUCCUGCUGGGUAAUCUGAAACAACUAUUAGUCUACAACGCCAAUUUGAUCUCAAGCGUCAAAGACCAAGUUGACUCUCUGUGCAACGACCUCCGUCUACUUGCAGCUUUCGUCAAGGAAACAACCGAGAGCCGGAGCAAGCACGCCAUCGUCAAAGAACUCGUUAGACGCAUCAGAAUCGAAGUCUAUAAAGCUGAAGACAUUGUGGAUAUGUACGUCUUCCACGCAUCGAUCCAGAAAUCUCGAAGCAGUUUCGAAAGAGCAAUUCACUUCACAGACUACCCCCUGAAACUAAGAACUGUUGGAAAAGAGAUUGAAGAUAUACGGCGGCGCGUGAAGGAGAUCUACGAUAAUAAAUUGUUCGCAAAUGAGGUUUUCAGGAAAACAGAGUCUUUUACCAGGUCUCCUCCAUCUGUGGAGGAGGAAAACGUUGUGGGUUUCGAAAAAGAAGCGGAAAAAGUCAUCGGGUGGCUCAAGGCGGAGACAGAGGAGCUGGAGGUUAUCUCCGUCGUGGGUAUGGGCGGUUUAGGUAAAACAACUCUUGUUAAGAAAGUCUUUAAUGACUCAGCGAUUCAAUAUGAGUUUUUCAUUCGAUCUUGGGUUUAUGUUUCUCAAGUGUAUAGUAGGAGGGAAGUGUUUUCAAAAAUCUUGUAUGAUGUUACUCGAGAAAACAAAGAUACAUCACAGUGGAACGUUGACACCAUAGCUGAUGAACUCCGUAGGCAAUUGACAGAUGGGAGGUACUUAAUCGUUUUAGAUGACGUCUGGACCAAAACGGCAUGGAAUGAUCUAAAAAUGGUGUUUCCCAACACCAAGAACGGGAGUAGAAUCUUGUUGACCAGUCGAAACAAGGAUGUAGCCCUACACGCGAACACAAAUCUCCCUCCUUAUCAGCUUCGGUUCUUGACUGAUGAUGAAAGUUGGGAGCUUUUGGAGAAGAAGGUCUUCCCUAAAGGAUCCCGUUGCUCAAGUGAACUGGAGAUUCUAGGGAAGCAAAUUGCAAAAAAAUGCUACGGAUUACCUCUUGCACUUGUGGUGAUUGCAGGAAUCCUUCGAAAGAAAGAUAAAACACGUGGGUGGUGGGAGAAAGUAAAGGAGAAGGUGAGUACUUAUGUAGCCAUGGAAUCAGAGCAAUGUAUGGAUGUAUUAGCAUUAAGUUAUAACCAUUUACCUUACGAUUUAAAAGCUUGUUUCCUCUACUUUGGUGUGUUCCCUGAGGAUUUCGAGAUACCCGUUUGGAAACUGAUCCAUAUUUGGGUUGCUGAGGGGUUUAUUCAGCGAAUUGGUGAUGCAAGCCCAGAAGAAAUGGCAGAAGAGAACUUACAGGAUCUUGUGGACAGGAACCUGGUUUUGGUUGAAAAGAGAAAGGCCGAUGGUGGAAUGAAAACAUGUCGAAUCCAUGAUAUGUUGCAUGACAUGUGUAUCAGACAAGCCGAAGAAGAAAACUUCUUCAAGGACAUCAAGGGUUUAGAACCAUCUUCUUACGUAUCUAUUGAUCCAAACGUCUUUCGUCGUCUUUGUGUCCAUUCUCGAGUUAUUGAUUACAUUUCUUCAAAGCCUGACGCUUCACAUGUUCGCUCUUUCUUAUGUUACUCAAAAGAAGAAAAGGCUUUACCCAACGAUCUCAUAACAUACUUUCCAGGGAGCUUUAAAUUGCUUAGAGUGUUAGAUGUUCGCUCUAUCAAUUUCCCUCGUUUCCCUAACAUCCAACUCGUUCAUUUGAGAUACGUUGCAUUAGUAGGAAAUUUCAAGGUUCUUCCUUCAGCCAUCUCUAACCUCUGGAACCUUCAAACGCUUGUUGUAGAAACAUCCUCUCGUAACAUUACAGUUCAAGCCGAUCUUUGGAAAUUAUUGCAGUUGCGACAUGUUUACACAAGUGCAGCUAGUGAUUUGCCCACUCCAUCUUCAAAAUCAUCACGAAAGACUGUUACAGAUCCUUUGGUUAACGAAAACCUAAUAACCAUGUCAAAAGUGUCGCCAAGUAGUUGUACGGAUGUGAUCUUAACUCGGACGCCUAAUCUUCAAAAACUAGGCAUUCGUGGGAAAUUGCUCUUGCUUUUGGAAGAGAAAAAGGGUAGUUGUAAGUUUGAUAACAUUACGAGGCUAACUCACCUUGAGAAUUUGAAAUUGUCGAAUGAUACAUACCCUACUCCACCAUUAGAUGGUAAACUGCGGGCCCUUCCUGAAUGGUAUAAAUUCCCACCAAAACUUAAGAAACUGACUCUUUCUGACACGAUGCUCGAUUGGGAACACAUGUCAGUUCUUGGGAAGUUGCCAGGUUUGGAGGUUCUGAAGUUAGGUGACAAUUCAUUCAUGGGUGAACGUUGGGUGACACCUGAUGGGAGUUUUAUUCAGCUAAGAGUUCUUCAAAUUGGGAAGACGGAUUUGGUGCAUUGGGAGGCAGCUGGCAAUCAGUUUCCUCAACUUCAACGACUUAGUUUGAAGCACUGUGAACAGCUUGAGGCCAUGCCUUCGGGUCUAGGGGACAUGUCGACACUUCAGGUUGUGGAGUUGUCUUGGAUUUGUCGUUCUGCUGUUGCAUCUGCACGUCUGCUUCAAAAGAAUUUUAAGCUUCUUGUCUUCCCUCCAGAUCAAGAGAAUCAAAGUUGA
Lactuca virosa is the source of this 2625-nucleotide messenger RNA. NCBI's taxonomy places the organism in Eukaryota, Viridiplantae, Streptophyta, Magnoliopsida, Asterales, Asteraceae. The record is from the annotation of a GenBank genome assembly.